Messenger RNA from Trifolium pratense (red clover), 804 nucleotides. RefSeq names its product early light-induced protein, chloroplastic-like. The transcript has 3 exons. The record is from RefSeq and is a predicted model, not a curated record. Lineage: Eukaryota; Viridiplantae; Streptophyta; Magnoliopsida; Fabales; Fabaceae. The coding region runs from base 119 to 682 and encodes 187 amino acids.
UUCAAUGCAUAUACCUACCAACCUUAACCAUCUAAGUUCUAGUGAAAAAUUUCAGUGAUCAAAGACUUUUAGUCUCUUGAAUUUUCAUUGUAACAUUAAGAAAUUACUAUCAAUACCAAUGGCCGUUUCAUCUUAUCAAUCUAUCAUGUCAAGCUCUAUGAUCAACAUUUCUAGAGUUAACAAAUUUAACAACAUUCCUUCUGUGUACAUGCCUAGCUUGAGAAGAAAUGCUAGCCUCAAAGUUAGAUCCAUGGCUGAGAAACAGAAGAAAGAGCAACCGAAAUUGUCUGUAGACCCAAUUACACCACCAUCGGCAGCCUCUACUCGUUCACCAAAGAUAAGCACAAAGUUUACGGAUUUGAUGGCUUUUAGUGGGCCAGCACCUGAAAGGAUCAAUGGAAGAUUGGCUAUGAUUGGUUUUGUAGCUGCAAUUGGGGUGGAGUUAGCAAAAGGACAGGGUUUGUUUGACCAAAUAUCUGGUGGUGGAGUUCCAUGGUUCUUGUAUACAAGUGUAUUGUUGUCUGUUGCUUCAUUGGUUCCAUUAUUUGAAGGGGUUAGUGUGGAAUCUAAAUCAAAAGGUAUCAUGUCCUCAAAUGCAGAGUUGUGGAAUGGAAGACUUGCUAUGUUGGGUUUGAUUGCUUUGGCUAUUACAGAGUAUGUUAAGGGAAGCACCCUUGUGUAAUAUAGAAAUCCAUAGGGACACAAUUAAGAUAUAUAGGAUUUGUGGUUAGAAACCAAGUUAUGAAUCUUAAUGUAUAUUCUUAUGCAAUUUUAUAAAGAAUAUUUUUACCAUUGAUAAGCAAA